GACAUUUCACACGUGCUUGGACACAAGCUGUCGCAGCUGAAAACUGAGUCACCUGUAUUCUGAUGUAAGCUUAGGCAGUACUAAAAAAAGAAUGGACCAGAACUUUUUUGCGCAGACGAUGCCGUUGUUUGAUUCGAGGACUAACUACCGCACCCAGCUCUUCUCGGCUGCCGCGCGGCGGCGGCAUCCGCCACUCGUCGCUAUUGGGGCGUCGUGCCGCGGCCCUCGCUCCGCUGGCAGCGCUGGCACCGCAUCACCCGCUGCUCCUUUUGCUCCAGCUUACGGGUUGUUAAGCUGUCGAUGCGGCUGCGUUGGCAAGACACCAACGCUAACGGGAGCUUUAAAAACGCAGGAAGUCGUUCCACGUGUGCGUAAAGCCACUCCAAAGGAACUUUUUCGUGAGAAAGACGCGAAGCUGUCUCAACUAAUGUGGGAGGAGCAAGUUGCGCGAUUGGAGCUGCGGUGCAGCGAGCAAGAAAAAAGAGUCGAUCUCGCUUUGUCGAAACCGUCUCACCGAUUACAGCGCUCUGAUGUUCCUGAAUGGUCCUUCGAAGGCACCCCUUCACAAAGGGAACGUCCUCACAGAUUUCCAACGGUGCCGAAGAGCAAAGCGAUGCACUCUCCCCAAGCCUCCGGGGCACCUGAGUCGUUGACGGGGCGGCGCGGCAAGCGGACUUCGCCGCGAGAUCUACAUCACAAAAGGGACGAAGCUCAAACACAUAAUACUGUUCUUGUCGAACCGCUGCCAACCCAGCUUUGUGUCCGUGAUAGUGAGCUGCUGCGAGCACUGCAGCGCGCCGAGGCACGAAUUUAUGAACUGGAAAUGGAAGCCCCUUCUUCGAAGAGCGCAGUGGCUGACAAUCGAAGCGACAGCGGAAGCAAGUGCCUUCAAAAGCACAACAGCGUCGGCGUGUCUGAACUCUCAGCCGCACCGUUGACGCGCAGCACUGCCGAUGCUGACCAGCUUCAUCCCGAAAGCAAACCAGCUGGCUACACACACUUAUGCCGAAACCUGGUGAUCAUGUAA
Leptomonas pyrrhocoris is the source of this 1027-nucleotide messenger RNA. RefSeq lists its product as hypothetical. Lineage: Eukaryota; Euglenozoa; Kinetoplastea; Trypanosomatida; Trypanosomatidae. The record is from RefSeq and is a predicted model, not a curated record. Bases 92 to 1027 code for a protein of 311 amino acids. The transcript has a single exon.